AUGGAUUUUGAUUUAGUGGCAAAAAUAACUGAAGAAUACAUGCAAAAUGAGGAUUUGGACUCUAAUAAUGAUAACAGUAAUGAUCUUCCUUCACAACCGUCAUCAUCAAAUGAAAAUAAUAAGGCAACCAAUUCCUCAAACUCUUCAGACACUCCUCCUAAUACACCAAUAACAUCUCAAAAAUCGACAUCUUUUGUUGGUAGUAAUCAAACAGAGGGUGAUUCCUCACCAAAAGUUACAACACCACCACAAUCCGAAACAGUGGAUGUAAAUAGGCGAUCACUAGACAAAAAAACAGACAUACCCAUUCCAAAAGAAAAGACAAAUUUCAAAACUUUAAAAUCAAAAAUAUUUGGAUCAAGGAAAGGUUCUUUUGUUGGAGUGUUGGGGGAAAUAUCUAAGGGCUCUUUUGCAUCAAACAAAGAUAUUACCGAAAAGGGAGAAAUAUCCAAGGGAUCUUUUACAAGUACAUCAAGCGAUCAGGAUACUGUUGAUCAAGAUGAUGUAUUUGCAGAUUUUGCUGUUUCGAAUAUUGUGUCUGUUGCUGAUUCAACAAAUUCAGACACAAAGAAUAAGAUUAAAUUCGAAAAGGUCACUACUAUGGAACCUACUUCCCCAUCUCCAACCACACCUACCAGUAGAAACAGAUCAAUGAGAGGUACCUUAUUCUUAAAACGAGAUUCUAUUAUUCAACAGGAAGAUGUGCCAGUUAAACAAAAAAGAGGAGAGUUGGAGGCAUCUAUUGAAAGUAGUAUUUUCACUGGUGUUGGUAUGGGUGAUGUAAAAGUAUUAGUAGCAGUUGAAGGUAUUUUAACAGGCCAAACUACGAAAAAGAAAAAGGACAAUGUAGUUUUAGUGAUUGCUAGAGAUUGGUGUGGAUCAUAUAUUGUAGUGACACUUAACAACCCUAGAACAGGGCUAUCAUUUUCAGGAACAGCCAGAUCAGUGGUAAAAAGUUAUUCUCUUGCUGACAGUUUUUCCAUUAAGGUAUUAGAAUCAGGAAAUAAUGUCAAAUUUGAACUUAAUAUUGAUGGAGAUAAGGAGAUCUUUAUAAUGAACCAAAAAUCUUUGAAAAAGUUUCAGAAAGGACUUAAUUUGGCGUUUUCAAAAAUCCAUGAAAAUGAAUCAGAUGAAGAUAUUUUGAAUAUGAGACUUGCAAGUGUUGAAUUUGCUGAGUCAACUUGUCCAUCAUCCUUUAAUCCCGAAGAUGUCCAGAAUUUGCUAUCAAUCGCUUUUGAUACUAAAAGAAUAUCCUUAGACGAUUUGAUCAAUCUAAGAACUAUGAUAAGAAAGUCUCAAAAUCGUAAGGCUUUACUACAAUCACUUUGCUUAAGAUUGGACAAUACAAACCCUAAUGACGAAAAGGAAAUUUCUUUAAUACUGGAUAUGUUUAACGAAUCAGUUAUUUGUCCUGUUAGAAGUGAUGGGGGUUUUGAACUUAAAAUACGAGACAAACUAUCACUUUUGAUUGGAAAUAUGAAAGACGGUGAAACAUUGGAAAAAACUGAACUAUUAAUUGACCAAACACCACUUUUAAUGCCUAUUUUGGAUAACUGGCAAGGAAGGGGAAAACUACCUGAUGUACCAUUUCCUCCAGAGUUCUUGGACGGUCCUACCAUUGAUAUUGUUUUUGGAAUGCUUUUUUAUACUGACACACAUAUUUUGAUGGAUAACUGCAACAUGCUUCCUUCUGAGAAGCUCAGAUAUCCAUAUACAACAGUUUCAAGUUUAAACACAGACUGUUCAGACUAUCAGUGGCUCCUAGAUCUAGGAAAAAAUUGGUCUGAACACAUUUCCAACUUAGAAGAUCCACCAGAAAAUAUGUUUCCAAAUCUAAAAUAUGACAUGAUUAGAGCUACCAAAAAGCUGAAAGGCUUAUUUAAUUGUGAUCUUGGUUUAUUGUAUGAUAGAAUUGUUGAUAUUAAGGAAUCAAAAGUAGCCAUGUUGAUCAGUUGCAAAUAUAUUGAAGACAGAUCUUCAUUUAACGUGAAGGAUUACUUAUGGGAAGAAAGAUCGGUUUUUGAACACAGAUUAUAUCAAGGUCUAGGAAUUAUAAAUCAUUUUAAUGAAAGAAUCGAGAGACUAUCUAGUACCUAUUAUGGACCAAGAUUUGUUGAAAAUAUAAUAAGUUUUUCCAAACAAUUUCAAGCAAGCACAAAGCCUCUAGAUGAAGGUUUAUAUUUGUGUUACCUGAGAUGGUGUUGGACACCAAAAAAUAAUAUUAGGUUACUAGUUGAGGAAAACAAGAGAAUGAUGAUACCACAUGUUAAACUUUCAAAAGGAUUAAUAGACAGACAAAAAUGGGAAUGGAUACAAAGUAUUAGAUUAAGAGAGAAAAUUGGUUAUCCAGUUGAAAAAGACCCACAAAAUCAAGUCAAUUUAGAGACCAAUAUUGACCAAUACGAAAAAUUCGAACAAAAAUUCUGUCGAGGAAUGCUUGAGUUGAAAUCAUCUCUUGGUAUUGAAAGUUUAGGAUCUCUUUAUGAUUUGGAAUUUAUUCCAAUGGACACUACAAACAGAAUAUUUCUUAUUGUUUAUUGUGAACAAGUUGAAAACGAAGAUGUGCUCGAUACAUGGGCAGGAAAGUACAUGUGGAGAUCCUUUAAUACUUUUGAAAACUUGAAUUCAUAUUGCUUUGUAGAGUUGGUAUCUUCACUCUAUAAAGCAAAUGUUAACAAGUUUGUAAAUGAAUACGAUGGCUCGACCAUUGACGAAAUAGCUAGGCAAGGAUCGAAUGAUAAACAAAAUAUGGUUCUCAGAGCCCACAAGACAUGGUCUCCUUUUAGAUGGUCUAAUAGAAUAUUGCAUUGGUCAAUGAAAGGAAGCUAUUCAAUAACUAGUACUUGUACAACAGCAACACCUGAAAAUAUAUCGGUUAGUGUUAAGGAUGCAGCUAAAAAUGUUUCUGGUUUGAAUGUAGAACUCAAAUCUCUUAUUAUCAGUCUUUCCCAAAAAUAUACAUUCAAUGAUCCAAAUGCUUGGGAUUCAAUUAGUGACACUAUAUUCAAAAAGACAAAUAGGGCAAAUAGAAGCAUUAAAGUUUCGUCAACACCAAACAUAGCCAAGAAAACUAUUGGACAAACAAAUACUGUGAAAACAAAUCAAGUAACAAAAGAAUACGUUCUUCCAUGCACUCUUGAUAAUUUUAUUGAUAUUGAUGCAGUACUCAAACCGACAUCUAAGGACGUAUGUUCAAACAUUGUUGGAGAAAUAAUUGAGUUAUCUUUGAUGAGAGCAAUUGAUUGGAGUGAACAAUUGGUUGUAUUUGAUGUUGUAGAAGAAAUGAUUGGUGUUGUAGAGACAUUGGAAGAGGUUAAAGACUCAGUUACUCUCUUUGAAGAGGCUGAUUCCUAUAUUGAAAUCUUUAGAGAAGAAAGAGAAUUUUACCAACUUACAUAUUUAAACAUGUUCCAAGAAGUUACAGAAAACUCAGAGCAAGACAGUGAAUUUUUGAAGCAAGCCGUUUCAGAAGCUGGAGCAGCCUAUGAUGGAAUUAUAAGAAACUCUGUUUCUUUAUUUCACUCGUCAAUGGAAAAUGCAUUAGCCAUGUUAAACUCUGCAACUUCUGCACAGGAUACUUUUGAUUUGGUGUUGGAUAUGGAGCAGUAUGAAUUGUCUUUGGUGGAGUCAGAGAAAAUUCUUGAGAAGUGUUGUAACAAUACCAAGUAUCUCGAUAAAAUUAGUCACCUCUUUGAUGAGAAAGUUGAGAUUGGUGGACACUUAGAAGAAUCUGAUAUUAAUUCAAUGAUUACAACAUCAAGAAAUGAAUACAAUAGAUUAUUAGACUCUAUGAAGAAAACAAUGGAAAGAAUGAAAAUAAGUAAUCAGCAACCAACACUUGCACAAGUCCCAAUAAUUCAUUUACCAACUAUUAUGCAUACAGCCAAUAUUUCAAAACAAGAAAAGGGGUUUGAAAAAUCUUCAACCUUUAUUACUGUGCUCUCAAUAGAGAAAGUUCCAUUUGAAGUCUCAAUCAAUGAAACCAAUCAAUGGAGGUUUAAACCCUACUCAUCAAAAACACUGUCCAAUACCCUAUCAUUUGAUUAUCCUUGGGAUAUUGUUGAAAUAUUUGUAAAUUACUUGAAAGCUAAAUCUGCAUCUUCCUUCCUUAUUGACUUACAAGUGCAAAUUGAGCAAGGAGAAGUUCAUUUAAACAUACUCCAAAAGUUUGCCUCUGAAAAUGAUUUGCCAUGUAUUUACCUGCUAUGUAGUAGAGCUUUAGAACCAGACAUUUAUUCUCUUACUGUAAGAUUGGUUAGGUCAUCCCUCAACAAAUAUAGUCUCCUUGAAUGGUCUCAAUGGGAGAUGGAUUUGUCAUUCCUUAAUGAUUGUGAUAUUUUAUUCGACAUCUUAUACUUUAUUAGAUACAAAGUGGAAUUUGAGGCUUCAGGUAUGCAUUGUCCAUCUUUUUCCCAACAUGAAGAUUGUUGGAAACAAUACUAUGGAGAAAAGAGAAUAACAAUGUUCUUUUCUAAUACUAAUGAUUUCUUCAGAAAAUUCUAUCCUGAAGAAGCAGAAAGUGUGAGUGCUGCCCAAGAGAAAUUCAAACAAGAGGUUCUAUCUUGGAAAAAGAAUGUAGGAAAGUUUGUAAAACAUAUUAAUCUAGAAAAUGUACACUCUGUAACAGAUAAGGAAGUCAAAAUUAUUGCCAACUGUUGUCCAAAUCUUGAAAUAAUUAAUUUACGGUCUUGUAGGGUUACCCAAAAUGCUGACAAGUAUUUAACAUCAUUAUGUAAAAAUUUGAAAAAGAUUAGAAAGUAA
Molecule: messenger RNA, 4761 nt
Organism: Naegleria gruberi
Lineage: Eukaryota; Heterolobosea; Eutetramitea; Acrasida; Naegleriidae
Exons: 1
Coding region: 1-4761 (1586 amino acids)
Source: RefSeq, a predicted model, not a curated record